UCUAUCUUUCAAUUAACUACAUGAAAUUGCUUUACUUGAUUGUGAUAGGACUUGCAUGUCCCCUCGCAACUUUCUAUAUACACUCCGAUCCAUCAUCCUCACAUCUAAAUAAAUAAAUAAAAAACCGCAGUACGUUGCAAUGGCAGAUUUUAAUGAGAGAGAGAACAGAAAGAAGGAGGUGGUAGCAAUAAUUGGAGCUGGAAUCAGUGGCCUCUUGGCUUGCAAAUACUGCCUUUCCAAAGGAUUUGAUCCAAUUGUGUUCGAGUCAGAGAGUAGCAUCGGAGGUGUUUGGACUAAGACCAUUGGGAGCACUAAGCUGCAGACACCAAAACCGUUUUACCAGUUCUCUGAUUUCCCCUGGCCCAAUUCUGUAACCGAAAUGUUCCCUGACCAUCAAACGGUGCUGGAGUACAUUGAAUCAUAUGCACGUCACUUUGAUUUGGUCCGCUGCAUUCAGUUCAAUAGCAAAGUGUUGAGCCUCAGCUAUGAAGAUGGCAAACUUAGUGGAGAUGUCGUUUGGGGCGAGGCAUUUAACACUAACAGUAAAGGGAAGUGGAACAUCAAUGUGCAGGACACUCCAACCUUAUCUACACAGGUAUACCAAGUUGAUUUCGUAAUAGUUUGUGUGGGAAGGUUCAGCCAGGUUCCAAACAUACCUGAAUUUCCUCCGAAGAAAGGGGCGGAAGCUUUUGAAGGCCAAGUUAUCCAUUCAAUGGAAUAUUCCAAUAUGGACCCCGAAACAGCAGCCAAUUUUGUUAAAGGAAAACAUGUAGCCAUAGUUGGAUUUCAGAAAUCAGGAAUGGACAUCGCCAUGGAGUGCUCUACCAUUAAUGCAGGGACUGAACGUCCAUGCACGGUAGUAAUCAGGACACCGCAUUGGAACCUUCCCGAUUUUUUCCCAUGGGGACUCAAUUUGGGAUAUCUCUACCUAACUCGAUCCUCUGAACUAACGGUGCAUAAACCUGGUGAAGGCCUUGUUCUAAGUCUCCUCGCCACAACACUUUCACCAUUGAGGUGGGCCUUGUCAAAAUUUGUAGAAAUUUAUGUAAGACGCAAACACAGGCUUGCAAAACAUGGAAUGGUGCCGGAUCAUAGCUUCUUAAACGAAUUCAGUUCAUGUUCACUUUCUAUAGUGCCAGAGGGCUUCUACGACAGAGUUGAGGAAGGAAGUAUCAAGCUGGUCAAGCGAGCAGAGUGUGUUGGAUUCUCUAAAGAAGGUAUGAUGCUCAAGGGUCAGGUCGAACCAAUUAAAUCGGACUUAGUCAUACUAGCUACUGGGUUUAAGGGAAUUGAUAAGCUCAAACACAUCUUUGAAUCAAAAAAGUAUCAGGAAUUCAUUGCAGGGUUAGAUGAUUCUGCUGCAGUUCCCCUAUACAGGGAAUGCAUCCAUCCCAGAAUUCCACAAUUGGCAAUAAUUGGAUUCUCAGAAAGCAUAACCAAUCUAUACACAUCGGAAAUAAGGUGUCGAUGGCUGGCAGAGCUUCUUGAUGGAAAAUUCAAGGUACCUAGCAUCAAAGUUAUGGAAAAAGACAUAGCGGAGUGGGAUAAGUACAAGAAGAGAUAUUCAUAUAACAAGUACUAUAGGAAUUCGUGCAUCGCUGCAUUGCACGUUUGGCACAAUGACCAACUUUGCAAGGACAUGGGAUGGAACCCAAAGAGAAAAAAGGGGUUUUGGGCUGAGUGGUUCCAACCUUAUGGACCAAUGGAUUACAGGGGCUAAUAUAAUAA
Molecule: messenger RNA, 1728 nt
Organism: Solanum stenotomum
Lineage: Eukaryota; Viridiplantae; Streptophyta; Magnoliopsida; Solanales; Solanaceae
Product: probable flavin-containing monooxygenase 1
Exons: 5
Coding region: 140-1720 (526 amino acids)
Molecular function (GO): NADP binding; N,N-dimethylaniline monooxygenase activity; flavin adenine dinucleotide binding
Source: RefSeq, a predicted model, not a curated record